UUCAAGCGGCGGGGGGUGACGCGCCGCGGACGGGAUUCGCCCUCUCGCCCCUCCCCUGCCCGCGAGCGCUCUAAAUUUAAGGCAGCUGGUGCCUCCUCCAGGCAGCCAGUCAGUCCUGCAGCGCGGAGAGGAGGCUCGGUUCGGCGCGGCCACCCCAGGGACAAUGCUGUCUGAAUCAGAAAUGGAUACUGUAUUGGCAGAUUCAGCCCCUAACUCAGAAGUUCCAGUACCAUGUGGGGUGUCUCUUAGUGAUGUCUUGGUGAACUCUCCAUCCAGAACUGUUGAGGACCAUAGUGCUGAGACAACUGAAGAGACUAAGACUGAAGAAUCUCAGUUAAAUAUGUUUAGAUCCAAAGCUUCAUCCCCUGCCUCAGGCCUAUGGACAACACGACGGGAUGGAGAAGUUAAACUGAGGCUAGAUCAACAUGGUAUUGGUAGUGAGACACCAAAGACUGUUCAUGAAGUAUUCCAGGAAGCUGUUAAAAAAUAUGGUAACUAUUUUGCCCUUGCAUCAAAGAAGGGUGACAAGUGGAUAAAGCAAACUUAUAAGCAAUACUAUGAGGAAUGCCGGAAGGCAGCAAAAAGCUUUAUAAAGUUGGGAUUGGAGCGUUUCCAUGGAGUGGGCAUUCUGGGAUUUAAUUCUGCAGAGUGGUUUAUUGCUGACAUUGGAGCUAUUCUAGCUGGUGGUUUUGCUGUUGGCAUCUACACCACAAACUCUCCUGAAGCCUGCCAGUAUGUAGCAGAGAACUGUGGUGCUAAUAUCCUGGUUGUGGAGAAUCAUAAACAGCUGCAGAAAAUCCUAGAAGUUCAGCACAAGCUCCCUCUUCUGAAAGCAAUCAUCCAGUACAAUGGAGAGCUUAAGGAGAAGAGACCAAAUCUCUACACUUGGAGUGAAUUUAUGGGCCUUGGCAGUGGUGUUCCAGAUUCCCAGCUCGAUAAGAUCAUCGAUUCCCAGAAGCCUAACCAAUGCUGUAUGCUGAUAUAUACCUCAGGAACAACUGGACAGCCAAAGGGAGUUAUGCUCAGUCAUGAUAAUAUAACUUGGACUUCACUAUCAGCAGGGCGCUAUGUACAACUGACAGAUGCUACUGAGCAACAGGAGCUGGUGAUCAGCUACCUUCCCCUCAGUCAUAUUGCUGCUCAAAUGAUUGAUAUUUGGCUGCCAAUAAAAUGUGGUGCACAAGUUUUCUUUGCUCAACCAGAUGCACUGAAGGGCAGCUUGAUAGACACAUUACGGGAGGUCAGACCAACAGCUUUUAUGGGAGUUCCUCGCGUCUGGGAGAAAAUACAAGAAAAAAUGAAAUCUGUGGGUGCAAAAUCAUCUGCUCUCAGAAGAAGAGUGGCAGCAUGGGCUAAGGAAGUAGGAUUACAAACUAACCUGAAACGGAUGAAUGGGGCUUCUGAACUCCCAGUGGACUUCCGUCUAGCCAGGCAGUUGGUGUAUAAAAAAGUUCGGAAGGGUCUCGGGCUGGAUCGAUGCACAAAAUGCUACACUGGGGCUGCCCCAAUUACUAAAGAGACUCUGGAGUAUUUCCUGAGUCUGGACAUUCCUGUGUAUGAGUUGUAUGGCAUGAGCGAGAGCUCUGGACCUCACACAGUCUCUCUUCCAGACACAUUCAGGAUCACUAGCUGUGGAAAAGAGAUUAUAGGCUGCCGGACAAUGAUUUACAAGCCAGACAAUGAUGGCAGUGGAGAGAUCUGUUUCUCAGGUAGACACAUCUUUAUGGGCUAUUUGAACAUGGAAGAUAAAACCAAAGAGGCCAUUGAUGAUGAAGGCUGGCUCCAUUCGGGUGAUCUUGGCAAGCAUGACAAGAAUGGAUUCCUUUACAUCACUGGAAGAAUUAAAGAGCUCAUCAUUACUGCUGGAGGGGAGAAUAUCCCUCCUGUUCCAAUUGAAGAUGCUGUAAAGGAGGCUGUUCCUAUAAUUAGCAAUGCUAUGUUAGUUGGAGACAAGGCAAAAUUCCUUGCUAUGCUUCUAACUCUGAAGUGCACUGUAAAUGAAGAAACAGGGGAACCAGAGGACGACCUUACUCAGGAAGCCAUAGCAUACUGUCUCAGAUUAGGCAGCAAAGCUACAAAAGUCUCAGACAUUGUAGGUGGCAAAGACAAAGCUGUUGAUGCUGCUAUCCAGAAGGGAAUUGCAUUAGUCAAUGAGAGAGCCACCUCAAAUGCUCAGAAAGUACAGAAGUGGGUCAUUCUAGAAAAAGACUUCUCAAUCUCUGGUGGAGAGCUAGGCCCAACAAUGAAACUGAAGAGGCCUGUUGUAACAAAGAUGUAUAAAGAUACAAUAGACCACUUCUUCACUGUGGAAACCACAUCAGCAAAUCCUCUUUCAAAGUAACCUUGGAAUACUGCAGGUCUCAACAUACAGUUCUCAACUCUUCUACUGCUGUGUAAGUGUGUGUGCGUGCUGUUCAUUGCUUUGACUCCCAAAUGAAGGAAUAAAUGCAUCUCUGAAAUAAACCAGGUUUAAUAUUGUAGCCCUGCAAUCACUGUAUUUGUAUACAUUCCUGACUCUAGUUAUUGGUGAUGCUGCACUAACAUUCCCUCUCUUUGGAUGGACUUUUUCUAAUGGCCAUGGUCGGCUCAAUCAGUUGUGUAUCAUAUAUGGGCAAAUAGAAUCUCAGCAAAAGUUAAAUAGUUACAAUAUUUUAAUAGUACCAUGGCAUUACUUUGUAUUGUAAAAACCAUGAUAACUUAUUUUUUUCCACCAAAGUUUUUUUGUCUGAAAAUGAAUGUAAACACAAGCAGGAAUCUUGGUUUCUUUGUAGUUACACUUGAGGGCUGGGGUACUUUUUUUAAUAGCAAUGACUUCUGUAAGUAAAUUAUACAUACAGCAUAUAAAGGAUUUCUAUACAGUGGAUACAAAAUAUAGGUUUACUUGGUUCAUUGUAUAAUACUUUUUUUGGUUGGGAUAUCAAAGCCAUAAACUUGUUGAAACUAUACGGUGCAUAUGUUGUAAGAAGCAUUCCAGCAAAGGGAGUCUGAUAGAGCUGACAAAAUCCUGUCCCUUCUGACUUGUUCCUCAGUUGUCCCACAACCCUGGAAUGUCUUAAACUUCUCACAGGUAGAACUUCUAGGUUUUUAUGGCGUAGUACACUUGGGGUGAGUGAAGUCUUAAUGACUUCUUGCAAGUAUACUUUUAGGACUGUAAUGGACUGAACAGUUUUUAAAGGUUAAUUGUCUUUGAAAAGAGAAAUAAUGCAUGCAUUAGGAAAUGCUCCACUGAUUGGUAUUGCCUUUUCUGGCAAAAGGGUUAAUUUAUUAGGGGGAGGUUCCCCCUCAGUGGGGGUGUGGAGGGAACUAGGUGUGGUGCUGCAUUUCUAUAACUUCAAGCAGUCUUGCACUGUAGGCCCCUCUACAGAAGCAAGCAACUGUUACUGAAUUCAUGGAUGCUUACAGUAAACUCUAUUCUACUCAGGGGCACCUUGCCUGAUGUGAACAGGCAUAUCAGUUAUCUUCUACUCUAUGCCUGGAUGAGUAAAUUAGCUCUGCUUACCCCCUCCUUUUAAGCAGUUAUGAUAUGGUAGUCAUGCAGAAAUCUGUAUCAUUAUGAAGGCCUAACUCCAACUAAGUUUCAGGGACCUUAAAUGUUUUAAAGAUCUAAUUUUUUUUGAGAAACUUGUAUUCAUCUGUGAUCGUGAACAACACUGUAUGAACCAUGUAUGAGAUUGUGAAGGAUUGAACAAGUGCAAUCAUUCUAGCUACUUUCAGACUAACUCUUGUCGUCUUCAGUUCAUUAUCUUUGUCAGUGCCUGGAGUGGAUGGGUCAGGCAGAGGAAUAUAUAUGAAUGAAUUAUUAUAAGGCAUCUCAAAAGGCUGAGGAGUACUUCAGGACACAAGGAUUAAAUGGCUAUUCUGACUUGUAUAUCAAAUGAAACUUUGCCAUCACUUGAGCUACAUCAGGGUUUGUUGUUUAAACUGCCAUCUGUAAGAUGGCUAGGGAAGGAAUUUAAAGCACUUAUACAAGAAUUGAGGAUUGUAAAAAGUAGGGGGCUCUAUGUAAUUGGAAUUAUAAUGAAGAUUCCACAUGUGUAAAUAAGCUUGUAAUUUGAUAAAGUGCUAUGCACUAUUACCAUUGACUGCCCUUCUGUAUUUAUGGGACAAGUGUGAAAUGUCAACUCUUAAUAAACAUCUGAACCUCA
Molecule: messenger RNA, 4145 nt
Organism: Caretta caretta (loggerhead turtle)
Lineage: Eukaryota; Metazoa; Chordata; Testudines; Cheloniidae
Gene: ACSBG2
Product: acyl-CoA synthetase bubblegum family member 2
Cellular component (GO): endoplasmic reticulum; membrane
Molecular function (GO): long-chain fatty acid-CoA ligase activity
Source: RefSeq, a predicted model, not a curated record